AUGCGUCUUGGAUCGAAGCGGAAUUUAAUUUCAAACGCAACAGGCGAGGAGGACUUAAUCUUCUUUAUCAUGGUUACAUGUAUACUGCUGAACGAAGUGCAGCAAUGUCCGGAUUCUAUUGGCAAAUAUACAAUAAUAGAAAAUUUCCGCUUUGUGAUUGGAUCACAAUCGGCUACCGCAAAAGCACCUGUGCAGUACGUACGAUCACGUCGUGGCACUCAUUUAGUGCUACACGAAUACAACACUUACACCCCCAAUGAAAAGGUACGAGAUGGUCGCCACUCGCGAGACUGGAAGUGUUCCAUGUAUCAUAAAGCAAAAUGUCGCGCAAGACUUGUCACGCGACAUACUUCUAAGGGAGAUGUGAUCCAUAUAACCUCAGAUAACCACACACACAAACCAAUGUAUACAGCUGAAGACUUGAAACUGAUGCAGUCAUUGCAGACGCCAAUGAAUGAAGAAACUGAACCAUUAAUGGAGCGGCAUCGACCUGCACAAUCAUUGCAGUGUCUUCAUCCACUCCACCUACAACAAUUUCAACAGCUACAGCUACAAACACUUUAUCCGCAGUCUGCAGCUGAACCUAUUUUUCAGCCGCAAUUUAAUAAAUUCUUUCCUCGCCCGUUGUAAUAGAAUACUACAUAUAUGCUGCAAAUAGCACAGAUAAAUGGUACAAAAUAAAAAGCAAAUAGCACAGAUAAAUAGUACAAAAUAAAAAGCAGACAUAUUCUCAAAGUCACUCACUGUA
Rhagoletis pomonella (apple maggot) is the source of this 748-nucleotide messenger RNA. RefSeq lists its product as uncharacterized. The transcript has 3 exons. The record is from RefSeq and is a predicted model, not a curated record. The coding region runs from base 1 to 630 and encodes 209 amino acids. NCBI's taxonomy places the organism in Eukaryota, Metazoa, Arthropoda, Insecta, Diptera, Tephritidae.